This is a messenger RNA of Solea solea (common sole), 6307 nucleotides long. RefSeq lists its product as uncharacterized. The coding region runs from base 132 to 5027 and encodes 1631 amino acids. Gene Ontology annotation, biological process: lipoprotein metabolic process; lipid transport. Gene Ontology annotation, molecular function: lipid binding. The record is from RefSeq and is a predicted model, not a curated record. The transcript has 47 exons. Lineage: Eukaryota; Metazoa; Chordata; Actinopteri; Pleuronectiformes; Soleidae. Gene Ontology annotation, cellular component: extracellular region; membrane.
GAAGAAGUCUUCAAAACUCUCGGGAAUAUAUUGUCAGUGAAGUGAAGGAGCUCCCGUCGUUUUUACGCAGUUUAGACUAUUGUUAGUUUAUGUAAAUAAUCUGCGAAGUGUCUUCAAAAAGCUUCGGCAGAAUGGAGGCAUGUAUGACGAGGCCAGAAGCCAAAAAGAGACCAAAGCCGCCUAAACCUCCUCCAAAGCCUGCUGACGUGCAGAUUAAGAGGACUGAUCCAGAGAGAGCAGAGAGACCGACUCCUUUUGUUCCUCCACGACCUACAGACGCUGAGCUGACUGGGACACAAUACAGAGUGAAGAGAGCUGCAGCAACAAUCAAUGAGGCCAAUGGAAACUUAACAAAAAGAGAUGGAGAACGUAAAUCGUCUGAAACUCCUGUGCCUCCACCCAGACGCAAAGAAAAGGAAAAUGUAGUCGAAAACAGCAGAUACAGCCAGAGAAGGAGGGUGAACACUGAGGACACAGAGAGCGACAAACCAGAAACCGCUAAAGUUCCCAACAAUGAGAGUAACAACUCAGGGUUGACUGGAGUGUUUCGACGGAGCCAAAAAGACAAAACACCUUCUUUCACUAGCUAUGUAUUAGAUGAGGAGCAGGAGGAGAAACCUGGUGAGGUCCCUGCCAAACAGGCUCCUGGAAGUAAACCGGGCGGUUUGAAAGGGGUAAUGAAAGGUUUGCAGUUCAAGUCGUCACCUAAGACCAAAGGUUCAAGCCCAGCCACUGAGGAAGGAGUCUCAGAAAAGGACCAAACCACUGAAAAGAGCAAGCAAGAAAAAAACGCAGAACAAAAACAGGACAAAGGGAUGUUCUCUGGGGGGUUCUGGAAAACACCUAAAGACAGAUCAUCUCCUUCACUCACGGUCAAAAAAGAGGACACUGACUCUGACGAUGCAGAGGCAGAGGAGAAGACGUCUCAAGAGAAAGGAAGCAUCUUCUCUGGCUUCCUCAAAAAAUCCAACAAACCAGCAGAGGAGACGCCUCCACAGGAGAAUCUGAGCGCUCACAGCGAGCUCGCGGCCAGCAACGACAGUCUGUCUGAGAACAAGAAGGAAAAAGAAGGAAUAUUCAGCGGGAUGUUCAGGAAGUCUCCAAAACCUGUCGAUGCCAAGAAUGAUGAGCAGAACCAACAGUCUCCUCCUGACGAUGUGUCAGGCAGUAACGAAAAUCUGGCUGAAAAUGCUAAAGAUAAAGAAGGAUUCUUCAGUGGGAUUCUCCGAAAGUCUCCAAAGAUUCCUGUAGAGGAGACACCUGAGCAGGAUAAAGAGUUGCAGCGGACCGAGCUGGCGGCCAGCAGUGAGAGUCUGUCUGAGAACAGCGGCAACACUAAAGAGAAAAGCAACUUUUUCAGUGGAAUGUUCAAGAAAUCUCCCAAACUGCCUGAAGGGUCACGACUGGAGGGGGUCAAAAAAGAGGACAGUGACUCUGACGAUGCAGAGGCAGAGGAGAAGACGGCUCAAGCGAAAGGAAACAUCUUCUCUGGCUUCCUCAAAAAAUCCAACAAACCAGCGGAGGAGAUGCCUGCACAGGCUGCGGAGCCGCUGCACGGUGAACUCUCCUCCAGCACCGACAGCCUGUCGGAGAACAAGGAGAAAAGUGGUUUGUUCAGCGGACUCCUCAGAAAGACUCCCAAAGCAUCUGGAGAGUCUCAGGAGAAUCUGUUAUCACAGAAGGAUCUUUCAGCGAGCAACGACAGUCUGUCAGAGGCGAAGGAGAAGGGAGGUGGGUUCAGUGGAAUGUUCAAGAAGUCAUCCAGACUUGUCGAUGGUCCUCCCACAGAGAAAGAAAAACUGAUGACAGACAGCGAGCUGUCGGGAAACGGUGACGGUCUGUCCGAGAACAACACCAAGGAAAAAGGAGGAAUCUUCGGUGGAAUAUUCAAAAAGCCACCCAAACCAGCAGAAGCUUCUCAGUCCGAUGAGGAUGAGAGUCCUGAUAAGGAGCUGUCAGCCAGCAGUGAAAAUUUGUCUGAGAACAAACAGGAGAAGAAAGGAGGCUUCGCUGGAAUAUUCAAGAGGUCUGCCAGCAUCGAUAACCUGUUUGACGAGGAGAAAGGUGGACUUUUCAGUGGACUGCUCAAGAAAACACCUAAAGCAUCUGAAGAUGAUGCUGCUACAGAGGAUAAAGACGAGCAGAGGGAGCUGUCGGCAAGUAACGACAGUCUGUCUGAAAACGCUAACACCAAGGAGAAAAAUAUUUUCAGUGGGAUGUUUAAGAAAACUCCAAAAGCAACGGAGGGGACAACAGAUGAGGAGCCAAACACAAUCAAAGAAAAGAAAUUAUCUGCCAGCUGUGAAAAUCUCUCAGAACCAAAGGAGAAGACAGGAGGACUUGCAGGGAUUUUUAAAAAGUCUCCUAGACCUUCUCCACGCCAUGCUGUUUCAAAGGAUCCUCUCAAUGACUCGAGGCAACUGUCCAUCAGCUUGGACAACCUCACAAACGCUGUUGAGGGGGAUCAGUCGGCACGAGGCGGACUGUCUGCCAGCAACGACAAUCUGUCUGAGGCCACAGGAAACACAAAGGAGACAAAACAAGGAGGAUUCGCUGGGAUGUUUAGGAGAACGCCCAAAACUGUGGAAGCACAGGAAAGUGUAGACAUGGAGCCACCAGAGGGAGGUGGGCUGAAACGCAGGAGGACCAUCAAGAAAAAAAAACGAGUUGUGUCUUUCCGAAUCAAGAAAACUCUUCCGAAACUACCCAAGGUUUCACAGCCUUCAGAUAAGAUGCCUAUCCUUGAAGAGACGAUGGAGAUGCGGGAGCUGAACUCACAGGAGAGCACAGUAGAGAUGCAGCCUGUAGAGAUGGCAGCUUUCCCGACCGAGGGCAACCCUCAAGCUCAACAGGAAAGUGACGAGCUGAUGGAGUGGUGGAACACAGUCAAAGGUUGGAAAGAGUGGAAUGAGGGAUCCAAUUUCCAGGCGGAUGAUGAGGAAAUGGCGCUGGAGCAGGCAGCUGACCGUGUCUUCAUGGCGGCUCGCCUCUUUGUGCGACUUUUCAACCAGCGAGGGGCGUCCCUGCAGCAGCGCAUCCUGGAGCUUCUGGCUGUAGCAGACGCUGCGGAUUACUUCCACAAAAAAACAGUGACGGCUGCUGUGGGUGGAGGCGUGGCCAGUGUGGCGGGCAGUAUUACCACAAUCACAGGCCUCAUUCUGGCACCUUUCACCUUUGGUGCCUCCAUUAUCGUCACAGCUGUGGGGAUUGGUGUGGCGACGGCGGGUAGCAUCGCCUCAGCUACGGCUAAUAUCACAGACACGGUUCAUUCUAACAUGGACAGGAAGAAGGUGGAGAAGUUGAUCCAGGACUAUCAGGAAGAGAUCAAAGAUAUCAGAGAAUGUAUGGAGUUUGUGCAGGAAGGUAUGGAUACACUGGACGAAUGGGACUUUGAGAAAUAUUCUCAGAGUGCAGCCAAAAAGGCUAUGAAUCACAACAUCAAACAUGUGAUGAAGGAGGGUGGCCGCGCCGGCAAAGCCCUGAUGAUCAACACGGACAAACUCAUCAGCACCGUGCAGGUUCUUGGCGCUGCAGGCGGAGCAGCCAAAGCUGCUCAGGCCAUCAGUGUCACCACAGGAGUCAUGUCGGCUCUCUUCCUCGCCCUCGAUGUUUUCUUCCUCGCCAAAGACUCGCACGAGCUUCGCAAAGGUGCCAAAACCAAGUUUGCCACCAAGAUCAGAGAGGUGUGUAAAGACCUUCAGGAUGGUCUCCUGGAGCUGAACAAGGUCAAGACACAGCUGCAGAAAACCAUGGAAGGCAUCGAGGUGGAGGAGUACGAGGAAAUCCAGGAGGUGGAGGAGGAGAUUGAAGACGAUUUGGAGUCGGACCCGAAGAAGCUGGCGGAGCUGGACCAGGAGCUGGACAUCCUGGAGGAGAAACUGGACAAGAAGGUUGAGGAGGAGCAGAAGAAGAGAAAAGAGCAAGAGGAGGAACUUCUGAAAAGUAAGGAGAAAAACGAAGAGAGCAUUAAGGAAAAAGGAGAUCCAGAGAAAAAGAGAGAUAAGGAGGAGGAGGAAAAAAAUAGUGAAAAGGAUGCAAAGAAAGAGGGAAAGAAGGAAAGCAAGGUGGAAAAAGGUCAAGAAGAAAGCAAACCUGGAUCCAAAUUAGUGAAGCUAUUUGAAAAAAUAAUAGAGCCAAAAGAUGCGAAAGCUGCUAAAGAGGAGGAUUUAAAAGAACAACUGCAGAAAGGAAGCAAAAAGGACAAAGAAACUGAGAACAGAAUAACAGCUGUCAAAGAAAAACAGGAGAGCAAGGGGGACAAGGCACAACAAGACACCGGUGUGGAUGAAAAACCAAAAAAGGUGGAUGUAACAGAGAAGGAGGAGGAUGAGAGAAAGACGGGUGAUCUGAAACCAGAGCAGUGGAGUGGAAAGAGAGAAAGCCAAAGAAGCAGAGAGGGGGAACGAGGGACGAGGCACGAAUGGAAAUCAGUGAAUAAAGAGAAAGCGGAGGAAAGUGUGAGCAUGAGGAGACAUAGCAGCAGCAGGAGUGACCGAGAAAAACAGAGAGGAAGUGAACAUAAGACAAGAAAAACUGAUAAAGAGAGAGGAAGCAGCAGAGACAUGGAGAGACUCUUGAGAAAAGACAGUGACAGGUUGGAGAGCUGGAGGAGGACAGAGGACGAGCGGGGAGUGAAAGACUGGAGAGCCGACGUGACGAAGACUCGUGAAGAGAGGAGGGAACCUAAAGAUGGAAGGGAGUCCAAGAGGGAGACGGAGAAAAGGGAGUCGCAUCGAAGUCACGAAACGAGGAUGGACAGAGAGUGGAGGAGCAGCAGGGAGGAGUUUGAUUCCCAGAGGAGUCACCACCACCACAGGAAGGAGCACGAGGAGAAACGAGAGAGCAGGGUGGAGAGCGCAAGGAGGCAGUUUGAGAAGGCAGGAAGUGAGGAGGCAGAGGAGGAGGAUGAGGAUAGGAGGAAGAGGAGGGAGGAUGGAGAGAGUCGGAGGAAGGACAAAGAGCACGGACACAAUCGGCAAGGAUCUCGAUCCAGUGUUCGGAUGAUGGAGGACGGACUGUACAUUUAGAUUUCGGUAGGUGACGACGACACUACUCCUCACUUUAUUUAUUCUCACCUGCAACCAGGCUCCUAUUGGAUGAUACCAGCUGUCAAUCACGCUGGUGUCCACUCGUAUGUGCCAAACUUUAUUGUCGAAAUGGGGAAAUCAUGUAGGAAACUGACGGGUCUAUUGAUGAAAACCAGAAACUAGCAUUAGAGAGUUGAAGUUGAGAAGUAGAAGCUUGUAUUCAAAUGGAAUUCUUUUUGCAACCAGCAGAGUCCAUCCUACUUCCUAGGUUUUAUCUUCCAAACCAGAAGAUUAAAUCUUUGUUUAUAUUUAGUCUAUAAUCAGGUUGAUUUAAUAAAAUAACGCCAGUUUUCAUAAUCAAGGUAGGAGGAUAAAACUAUCUAGAUAAACAUAUAUACAUAUAUGUGUGUGUAUGUAUGUAAUAUACAAUUGACAUUGUGUACAAACAAAGCCAAAAUGAUCAGCACGUCCCUUUAAAGCCUCUGUUCCUGAACAUAUAUGAUGUCAUAGUAUCUUUAAAUAUUCUAUAAUUUGUCACCAAAGUCCGGCAUUUUUUUUAAUCUCUUAAAAACAUCUGCCUUCCUCUUUUUCUUAAUUCUGUAGACUAAAACCUCAGAUUCUGUAUGUGAAAUAAAGUUUGCCAGAGCGUCUGGAAUUCUCUCCAGAUUUCUGACAAAUCUCAAUAGAAAUGAUGUCAAAUAUACAGCAAAGAAAAUACAGGCUGCUGGUACAUGAUAAUGAUUUACUCAUGUUGAGCCACAACAAAUGAGGUUCAGGUUUCAUAUAUUUAUAUUUCUGAUGCAUCAUGUAACAUGUUGCCUUUAUAUGACUGGUGAUUCGGGGUUAGAACUAGGUCAAAACUUCAUAUUGUUCAUACGUGCUGUUCACAGACUGUGUGUGGAUUGUGUCGUGGAGCAGUGUUUGUGAGUGAGGAGGGAAGCAAGAAUUAGUCGUUAUAUUUCAGGGACUUUGUCAGUAAAUAUUGCAUUAAGAAAGUAUAAUAUUUGUUUUUAAAUCAUCCGAUCAUGGAGUGUUUUUUUCUUUAAAAAUCAGCUGUUACAGACGGACGUUCACUUGGUGCACUUUAACCAGGCUUUGCCUCCUCUCAUGUCUCAUGUUUUCAGUUGUGAUAGUGAAUGUUACUGGAAUAUGGUGCAAUAGUGCACUACUUACACUACUAUUGUUUUAUGUCUGUAUGUUCUCUGUAUGUAUUUUUAUAAGGGGAAUUGUUUUCUAUGGUGCUGGGUUCCUUUUGAAUAAAUAAAUUAUUAGUCAUUGAA